Molecule: messenger RNA, 1455 nt
Organism: Mesorhabditis spiculigera
Lineage: Eukaryota; Metazoa; Nematoda; Chromadorea; Rhabditida; Rhabditidae
Source: the annotation of a GenBank genome assembly
AUGAUUGGUGAACCUGUCGACGGUUUGGAAGCCGGCUGUUCGUCGAGACAUCCAUUGGAGGAACGAUCUCCGAACGGACACCUCCCAUUAACAGGUGCCGAGGGUCGCCCCGAAUGCAUUUGCGCUCGAUGCGACCAACCAAUCAGGGAGCAAUUCCUCAAUAAAGUACUCGACAGUUCCUUCCACAGCGACUGUUUAAAAUGUUCGUGCUGUGAAGAGAAGCUCGUGACAAAAUGCUAUAUGAAAAACAAUUCACUGUUUUGUCGAAAUCACUUUUUUAAAAAAUUCGGGACCAAAUGCGGUAUGUGCAAAGAAGGGAUAUCCCCCGAUUGCAUCGUCCGAAAAGCAAACGAACAUGUAUAUCAUAUGGAGUGUUUUCAAUGUACGAUAUGCAAGCGUGAUAUGGAGACCGGCGAUGAAUUCUACCUGAUCCCAAUCGAAGGGAAAAUUGUUUGCAAAGCCGACUAUGAAGUGGCAAAGAAUAAAACCCCGGAUUUGGAGAUGGAGAAUACGAAUAAAAGGCCGAGGACGACGAUAUCGGCAAAGAGCUUGGAGACGUUGAAGCAGGCAUAUCAUACCAGUUCGAAACCUGCACGUCAUGUUCGAGAACAACUUGCGGCUGAAACUGGGUUGGACAUGAGGGUUGUUCAGGUUUGGUUCCAAAAUCGACGUGCUAAAGAAAAACGCCUGAAAAAAGAUGCUGGAAGGUCUUGGACAGGAGGAAACCAAAAAACUGACUCCGAUAGUAACUCACCGACAGAAAGUAUCAAUGGACAAAGCCCUGGAUACGGCUACAUCGAAACGCCCAACGACCACGAUAACCGAGUAGAUAGUGUCUACGCGGAUUAUCAGCUGCUGAGCCAAGGCCCACCUGGCAGUACAAUUCAAGCCACUUCCCCCAUGUCUUCAGAUAUGGAAAAUUUCCAUCCGAUUCGAAGCCUCAACGUCGCAGAUCUAGGAUUGCCGCCAUCCGGAGCAUUGCUUGGGUUAGAUCAGAUUCAAGCAGGCCCAACCCCUCUUUCUGCUGAGCACCUCCUGUUUCCAAUGACAUCAUCAUUGGACCCGGGCGCUAUGGCUGGACUGGCACAUCAUUUUAUGCAACUUACGGAAGCUGUGAAGGACAGGAAUGAAGCAAAAGAGCAGCUCACAAAAGCUACAAAGGAGAAUGCCAGGCUGAAGGCAAAAACGGAGGAACAAGAGAAAUACAUUGACGAACAAGCUGAAAAACUACGCCAAGCGAAAGGAGCGGGUAUCGUGAAGGAAGAACCUGGAAUAGUCGCGGUCCGGCCGGUUAUUAUUAAAGAAGAGCCGGUUGAAGACCCCAGGAUAGCGAAAUAUCAAGCUGAGAUUGCUACACUAAAGCAGGAUCGAUCCCACCUAAAUAAAAUCGUCUCCGACCAAGCGAUACAAAUCCAUAAAUUGGAAAAACUGGUGCCCGUCAUCCAAAUUGAUGAU